CUCAGGAAGAGGUCUGCUAAGUCACUCUGCCACAGAAGACAGAAGUGGGCUGUCUUUCUAGAAAAGUGAAAAUAGUCCAAAUCAAUAUACAGCAGCAUGGUAAAAACGUUUUACUUUCACAGUGUCUCCAUAUGUUUUUUUUUGUUGUUUGUUCUUUUUUACUCCAUUUGCGUUCUGUUGUGUGCUGGCAUCAAAAUGAAUUAAAGCGAUGCAUAAGAGUGCAGCAAAGACUUGCUGAUUGUGGCUUAAACAUAGGAAAUAAAGAAAGCUGAGUGUUUUUUCCUGUGGACAUGGGAGAACUGUAAAGUGAGGAGAGAGCUUCCUCCCUGUUCCCGCUGUUAAUUAGCAUGUCAGCCUGUCUCUCCUUCUAAAGGUUUCCUCUUUUACUGUGUCAUGUUUUUUUUCUCUCCUCCUUUUCAAUCAUUUUUACUGUAAAGAGCUUAAGCAAUGUCUCUGUUCUCUCUCCGUUUUCUAUUUAAUGUCUUUUCUGUCGGCCAACCUGCCUUCCCAAGAGGACUUUGACAGACAUAUUUGUUGAGCAGCAGCCGGCACAGACCCAGAGCUACAGAGCCUUUAACUGAGGCACCUGGGCCAGCAUGGCAGACCCUGAGGGGAAAAUGAGACCAUACAAUGAACAUGAUGUAAGCGGAGCUUUUUGAAACUUAGUGCAUGAAGUGAACACUGUAUAUGUUUCAUAAUAAAAGUAGACACCGAAAGUAAGGAUGGUGACUAUUUUAAGCAUUUGCUUAAAUUGUUUCUUUUAAGCAGGAAUAUAGAGCGACUGUGCACAUUAGAGAGGCAGUAACCAAAGGGGACGAUGGGUGUUUUAUGUAUGCAAUUUUUAUAAAAAAAAAGUUAAAGCUUUAAUUUAUUUUAUAUGCAGGGAAAUGCCUGAAACAUAACCUGUACAAGUGACGAAGGUAAUUGUCACAGUGUAUUUUUUAGAGAAUAUUACUCAACGUCAUACUGUACCCUUUUGGGAAAGACGUUUUAUAUUGCCCUUGAGAGUUUCACAUUUUUAAAAUGUCAGGUUGAAAAGGUUAGUUUUCUUUUGAAGGAGGUAUAAUUUUGACAUUUUGCAUUAUCUAUUUAAACUCUUAAAGUUUUUUUCUGAGGACCAUGAGGUUACUUUUGGGAAUUAAUUAUAUUAUUUAACCUGACAUUUACAUUCAAAUUCUAGCCUCAAUGAUUAGUGCCGUCCAGUUCACUUUCUCUCUUUCUGCUAAACCAGUGCUUCCUAUUUAUUAUUUAUUUUUAUUUUUGGGAUAUAACCAUUUUUGAGAUGUCAUAUUGUAUGUACAAUGUAAUUGUCACUACGUUGUAAUGUGUGUGUGGUACAAAUUUGGCUUUAAAUCGAAGAACAUGACUUCUGCAGUUUGACAGCAUUUCAGGUUUCGACCUAAUGAGAAGUGAGAGGUGUUUUAGUAUUAGUGUUUGGUAGUCAAUUUCUGAACAGUGUAGGCACAAGCCAACAGUUUGGUGACGCCGUCUGAGCCUUUAGCCAUAAUUAGUCUGUAAUACCGGAUACCGUGGUGAAAUGGGGAGGAGGUUUGACAGCAUCAAAAUUUGAAUACCGCCCAACUCUAUGGCACAGAGACGGCAUGAUGCCAGUUGGUUCCGCAUAACCUCCAUGUGCUGUCACAGUGGCCUAUCUUGCCUGGGAGAACAAGAGUCAAUGGAUGACAGUUUUGGCACAGAGAAGGUGAAAAGGUUGAGGCCCACACACUUAAUCUUCAUCAUGGUGGAUGACCAGGGUUACGGAGACAUUGGCUACCAUGGCUCCGACAUCCACACUCCUGUUUUGGACCAGCUGGCGGCAGAGGGUGUCAAACUUGAAAAUUAUUACGUCCAGCCUAUCUGCUCACCCUCUCGCAGUCAACUCAUGACAGGACGCUACCAAAUUCACACUGGACUCCAGCAUUCGAUCAUCCGAUCACGUCAACCGCUCUGCCUGCCCCCGGACGUCCCAACACUACCUGAGCGUCUGGUUGAAGCUGGUUACGCCACACACAUGGUGGGAAAAUGGCACCUGGGCUUCUGUAGGCCAAGCUGCCUACCUACAGGACGUGGCUUUCAGAGUUUCUUGGGCACACUGACUGGCAGUGGGGACCACUUCUCCUAUCGGAGCUGUGACGGGGCUGAAGCUUGUGGAUUUGACCUGCAUGAUGGAGACAGGCCUGCCUGGGAGAUGGCCGGCAACUAUUCCACUCUGCUGUACAUAGAGAGAGUGAAGCAGAUCCUGAGGAGCCACGAUCCCCAUAAACCACUCUUCCUCUAUAUGUCCCUUCAGGCCGCCCACACACCCUUGCAGGUACCAGACCAAUUUUUGCACCGCUAUGAUUCCCAGGUGAAUCGUCUCAGGCGCCACUAUGCAGCCAUGCUGAGCUGCCUGGAUGAUGGGGUUGGACAAGUUGUCCAGGAACUGAGGACUAGUGGGCUCUAUCAAAACUCCGUACUGAUCUACUCAUCUGAUAACGGGGGGCAGCCGCUCUCUGGAGGGAGCAACUGGCCGCUGAGAGGUGGAAAAGGGACCUACUGGGAAGGGGGCAUCCGGGCUGUGGCCUUUGUCCAUAGUCCCCUCCUCAAGAAGAAGGGUGUAGUCAGCAAAGCACUGAUCCAUGUUUCUGACUGGUAUCCCACAUUAUUGGGGCUGGCCGGGGCCCCACAGUCUCACCGUGGCCUUGAUGGUCACGAUGUGUGGGGGGCCAUCAGUGAGGGCCUACCUUGUCCUCGCACUGAAAUCCUUUUCAACAUUGACCCAGUCUCCAGGAAGCCUGGGGAGCCAUAUGACAAGGCGUUGGUACUCAACGGCUUCGGGAUCUGGGACACAGCCGUAAGGGCAGCGAUAAGGGCUGGGGACUGGAAGCUACUGACAGGAAAUGUGGGUGACGGGGACUGGAUACCCCCACAGGCUCUUCCCGGAGGACCGGAACGAUGGCAAAAACUUGAAAAGCGGCGCAGUGAGCUGGGGAAGUCAGUUUGGCUGUUCAAUGUCACCUCUGACCCCUAUGAGAGGUCAGACCUGGCAGAAGCUCGUCCAGAGGUAGUGAAACAUCUGCUGACAAGGUUGGCAGAGUACAAUCAGACAGCUGUGAUGCCCAGAAAUCCACCAGAUGAUCCUAUGGCUGACCCUGAGCUCCAUGGAGGGGUUUGGAGCCCCUGGCUGGGCCUGGAGGGGGAUAAUGGAGGGGAGGAUGGCAGGAAAGGAAGGAUGAAGAUUAAGCACUGCAAAGUAUGCAAAUUAAAAGCCCUGUUUAAGAAGGUGGGGUCACGUCUGCAGAGGAACACCCUGUUUUUCUAAAUGUCUCAUCUAACUAAAUUGAUUACACUAAAGGGUUCAGUAUGCUUCAAAUCAAUCAGGUUGUACAUGUGUUGUAUAAGCACAUCUGAAGGCAAAAUUGUUAAAACCUGUUCCUGAACGCUUAACAUCAGGCCAAAAAGCCUGCGGUGAGAUGCAAUGAAUCAUACAAAUGCGGACAACGGCACAC
Molecule: messenger RNA, 3488 nt
Organism: Etheostoma cragini (Arkansas darter)
Lineage: Eukaryota; Metazoa; Chordata; Actinopteri; Perciformes; Percidae
Product: arylsulfatase I
Exons: 4
Coding region: 1586-3301 (571 amino acids)
Source: RefSeq, a predicted model, not a curated record